Brassica rapa (field mustard) is the source of this 1025-nucleotide messenger RNA. RefSeq names its product ycf3-interacting protein 1, chloroplastic. Gene Ontology annotation, cellular component: chloroplast thylakoid membrane. Lineage: Eukaryota; Viridiplantae; Streptophyta; Magnoliopsida; Brassicales; Brassicaceae. The record is from RefSeq and is a predicted model, not a curated record. Gene Ontology annotation, biological process: photosystem I assembly; response to photooxidative stress.
UGGAGUAUUAUCCAAGUGGCAUAGGGCAAUCGUCGUCUUCUUCAAUCUCCAGAGAGAUGCAGAAUCUGUGAAUUGUAAGAGGAUUUUUUUUUAUUUUUGGUGUUUAAAAGAUAUAGAAGAGGAAAAAUGGUGGCGGCUGCGACGCAGAUAUUUCAGUUACCGUUACAGUACUCUGUUUCUUCGGGCCAACGGAGUUAUCACGGUGUUUGCUUGCCGUCUCCGGUUGUAUUCCGUAGGAGUAGUGGACAGAGGAAGAGUGGGAGGUUGGGAAGUUUGGUAGCUCAGCAGGAGAAAGGAGACGCGGUGGAGAUUCGAGUUCCGGUUCCGUUAACAUUGGAGCAACAAGAGAAGGAGAAAGAAGAUAGAGACGAUGAAGACGAAGGAGAAGUAGAUCCUCAAGAUCUUAAAUACGUCAAUGAGAUCAAACGGGUGUUGGAGCUACUCAGGAGGAACAGAGACAUGAUGUUCAAUGAGGUCAAGUUGACCAUAAUGAUUGAGGACCCAAGGGAAUUGGAAAAAAGGAGACUUCUCGGAAUAGAAGAGGAUGAUGCCCCUAGUAGGGAAGACUUAGCUGAAGCCUUGGAACUGGUAAACGAAGGGAAGAUCCCUAAAGAUCGUCUCACUCUCCAGAUGCUGUACGAGGAAAUGGUCCGUUGGCCAAAUUUAGAGGUUGAGGUUUCAAAGAAGCAGCGAACAAAAUCACUGUAUGCGAAAUCCACAGACACCGGAAUAGAUCCAAAAGAGGCAGCCAAGAGACUCAACCUAGAGUGGGAUUCAGCUGCUGCAAUUGAAGAAGCCGAUGUCGAUGAUGAUGACACUGGAGUAGCCAAGAAAGCCAUGGGUUAUGGAGCGUUGUACUUAGUCUCGUCUUUUCCAGUUAUCAUCGGUAUAUCGGUUGUAUUAAUCUUGUUUUACAAUUCCCUUCAGUAGAUUCCCAAACCUUUUACGUUUUUUCACAUACACCAAUGACCCAUCAUGGAUGUUUUGUAACAUAAUAUAAUGAAAUAAAUUUCAAUUAUUUAAUC